AUGAUACUAAGUCAAUUGAUUAAUAUUUUUAUACUUAUUAUAUCCACAUUGGCUAAUUUUGGGAUAUGUGAUAAUAUGUCAAUGAAUAUGGACGAUACUUCCGCAUAUACAAGACCAGAUAUUCAAGAUGCUGGGAACAGGACGUUCCAUUGGUUGUGUUGUGUAUUUCUACUAUUUUUACUUCCAUCAGUCUCUGCUAGUUAUUCUUUUGCUGGUCGAAUAAAUGUUUCUAUGUUUUUGCAAAUAAUUAGUUGUAUUUAUUCUGUUGUGGAGGCUUUGUUUCUCAGAUUCAGUGAUAAUGAUGGUGUCGAGAACCGAACAUCAAGAGGGUCGGCAUGGUCAAUUCUUAUACUCUUAGGUUUAUCUUUAUUCUUUGGUGGAUUAGCUAGUGGCACUGGGUUGUUAAUUAAAAACAAGUUGUUACAAACCUUUAUUUCAAAUACAGGAGAAUCACGUCUAAAAUAUGCCCAUAAUGCAUUAUCAUUUCUCGUUGUGAUAAACGGUUUCACUAAAAGUUGUUUAGCACCUGUGGCUAUGUUUGGAUUUUGUAGAGAAAGUCACACAGGUCAAUGUAUAGCUCAUGGGAUUAUGGGUAAUGCCUUUGUAUUAUAUGGUUUUAUCUAUGCAAUGGUUCUGGUGAUACCUUCAAUUCGGAACAACAAGGGUCCUUACUCGCAAGAUUACAUAGAUAGCUGGGUCAUGUGUUUGUGGGGCAUCGUGAACACCUUUACUGAACACAGAUGGGGCCGAGAAGGCUGGAAUCAUGGUGAUUAUCAACAUACAGCAAUGGGAAUUAUCUGGUGGGCAGGUGGGUUAUUAGGCAUUUUUUUGGGUAGAGGAGGCAAGAGAACAUUUGUUCCUAGUUUAUUAAUUAUUUUUACUGGUUGGGCUAUGUCCGAACAUUCGCAACACUUGAUAAUUAGCACAAAAGUUCAUUAUUUCUUUGGCUUGAUUCUAAUGGUUGGUGGAAGUCUACGAAUAAUAGAAAUAUCGUUUCUCUUGAAGGAUCAGAGAACCCUGGAUAAAAUCUAUUCAUUUCAAUAUUUAGCUCCUUUCUGUUUGGUUUGUGGUGGAAUAUUAUUUAUGGGCGCCAGCGAAGAACAACUUGUAUUAGUUUUAAGACUAGGAGCAGACCAUAGUGCAUAUCUUCUUGUUGCUGUAGCUGCUGCAUUUCUACUUUACUUAUGGAUGCUGCUCUGUCUGGAAUUAUAUAAUCAUUUAGCCACUCAACAAGAAAAGGGAUUUUUAUCAAAUUAUGCAUCGACAUUACCAAGUCAUAUGGUGGAUAUUGAAAGUUCAACUGUAUCUAACCAAGAUGAUAUCGAUGAUGACAUCGAUUUUGAGUUAGCCUCCAAUUAA
Messenger RNA from Tetrapisispora phaffii CBS 4417, 1359 nucleotides. RefSeq names its product Ytp1p (gene YTP1). The coding region runs from base 1 to 1359 and encodes 452 amino acids. The record is from RefSeq and is a predicted model, not a curated record. NCBI's taxonomy places the organism in Eukaryota, Fungi, Ascomycota, Saccharomycetes, Saccharomycetales, Saccharomycetaceae. The transcript has a single exon.